UCAUCAGCUGGUGAUAAUUAUUGAUCAGCCAUGCAUCAGUCAACCAUUCGUUGGCACAAUCGGUACACGAAGUGGGCGGUAUUUAAGAGAGCUUUGAAAUGUGCGUAGCUCGCGCGAAAUUCAAGUUUAAUGCAAAGAGGAAGCGUGGGAGAGCAGAUCUGCACUCUGAGAAGAUGAGCAGCAUCCGAUUCGGCAGCAGUAUUAUCCAGCAGCUGAGCUUCUCCAGUGGUGGCGAGGAGGACAGCUGUGACAGCAGCGUGGAUGACUGGAGCUCCAGGGAGAACAGUCCCAAAGCGGGAUGGCAGAUGACAAAGGAAUGCCAGUCUCCCAGGGCCUCUGAGAAGGAGGAGGGGCUGGCUGCCUCCCCCUGCACACCACGAGGUAGCCGCACCCCCACUAGAGACUGCCAUGGCACCCCCACCAGUGACUGCCAUGGCACCCCCUUGCACUACGCCACCUGGAGGAAGCUACGUCUUUGUGAUUCUCCCAACACUCCUAAAAGCUUGUUAUCAAAGGCGAGGGUUAACUCCAGCAGUAAAUUCUGCCGUGGUCCACGAUUACUGAGAUUUACUGCCAGGGCAGAUCCAGCCCCAUCAGCCCGCAUACCAUCUGUGAACGUUAACCCCUUCACUCCUGAGCCCUUUAAGAAACCCAGUGAACGGCACAAGAGGAAGAGCAUGGAGGAUGAAGAUGAGGAGGGCAGAGAUGAUCACAAGAGAUCUGACCAGGAAGAUGUAUCUCUGCCUUCUAAGCGGUUUGCACUCCAUGAGAACAUGGUGUCUCGAUAUGAGACUGAGUUCCUGGAGCUGGAGAGGAUCGGGGCGGGCGAGUUUGGGGCCGUCUACAAGUGUGUGAAGAGGCUGGAUGGCUGUCUUUAUGCCAUCAAACGAUCAAAGAGACCCCUGGCUGGCUCCACAGAUGAGCAGCUGGCACUGAGGGAGGUGUAUGCCCAUGCUGUCCUGGGGCAUCACCCCCAUGUUGUACGCUAUUACUCCGCCUGGGCAGAAGAGGACCACAUGCUCAUCCAGAAUGAGUACUGCAAUGGUGGAAGUCUUCAGGACGCCAUUGCUGGGAAUGCUGUCAAGGGGCGCUUCUUCCAGGAACCUGAGUUGAAGGAAAUUCUCCUGCAAGUGUCCAUGGGGCUGAAAUACAUCCACAGCUCACACCUGGUGCAUCUGGACAUCAAACCCAGUAAUAUAUUUGUGUGCCGACGGGCCGUGCCAACAUCACACCUUCGAGGGGAGGACGGUGAGAGUGAAGAGGAAGAUAGUGAGGACUAUGCUACAGAUGUGGUUUAUAAAAUUGGUGAUCUGGGUCAUGUUGCCUCCACCACCAGCCCCCAUGUGGAGGAGGGAGACAUCCGCUUUCUAGCCAGUGAGAUUCUGCAGGAGGAUUACUCGCACCUCCACAAAGCGGAUAUCUUUGCCCUUGGUCUGACGGUCAUACUAGCAGCCGGUGCAGAGUCUCUACCCAAGAACGGGGAGGAGUGGCACCAGCUGCGUCGGGGAAGCCUUCCCACAAUCCCCCAGGAACUCUCCAUGGAAUUGCACAACCUGCUGAAGAUGCUGAUCCACUCGGAUGUGUCUCUCCGGCCCUCUGCCUCGGGGCUGUGUCGGCACCCAGUCCUGAGGAGAGGGACUGGGAAGACUGCCGCCCAGCUCCUCGAGGAGCUCAAAGUGGAGAAGUUCAGGACAGCCAUGCUGGAGAGGGAACUGAAAGAAGCACGUCUAGCUGCCUCAUCCCCUCCUAAAGACCCCCGCUACAUUCGGCACGCCAAUCGGCAGCAUGACUCCGCCCCUCGCCAGGGAGGUAGACGCCUCAUUGGUGGAAAGGCUUCCCGUUCCAUGAGUUUUAACUGUGUUGGAUACUGACUCUUGCUAAUGAGAUUCUAUUGCGCAAGACCAUCUUUCUCUUAAACUGAACACUUGGCUGGCAAUGCAUGUAAUGGCAGUUUACAUUGCCUGGGGUGGGGGGGGACAAAGUAUUGUCAACCACAAAUGUGCUGUUGUUGUCUGGAGCAUGCUGUAAGUGGGUGAUCAAACCGCCUAUGCAAAAUGAAUGGGGAUAUAUGUUUGUGUGUUGGUUCUUGCCACAGUAAUCUAUGACUCGCAUGACCUGUUGCCUUUAUGCCGAGAUGUUUCUAAGGAAAUCUAACUGGAAACUGAUGUGCAGAAACAUUAGCAUUGAGGAGCAGUGUCUUGUGGUGGUUAAAAUCUAUACUUUUUUUUUUUAAUAACAUUUUAACUAAUUGCUUUUAGAUAUAUUUUUACAUGUCCUUGUGUAAAUAAAGUUUUAAAUAUUUUAAA
Acipenser ruthenus (sterlet) is the source of this 2306-nucleotide messenger RNA. RefSeq names its product WEE2 oocyte meiosis inhibiting kinase (gene wee2). The transcript has 12 exons. The record is from RefSeq and is a predicted model, not a curated record. Gene Ontology annotation, molecular function: magnesium ion binding; ATP binding; non-membrane spanning protein tyrosine kinase activity. Lineage: Eukaryota; Metazoa; Chordata; Actinopteri; Acipenseriformes; Acipenseridae. Gene Ontology annotation, biological process: regulation of meiosis I; protein phosphorylation; mitotic cell cycle. Bases 99 to 1871 code for a protein of 590 amino acids. Gene Ontology annotation, cellular component: nucleus.